Messenger RNA from Annulohypoxylon maeteangense, 3571 nucleotides. RefSeq lists its product as uncharacterized. The transcript has 5 exons. The record is from RefSeq and is a predicted model, not a curated record. The coding region runs from base 478 to 3150 and encodes 890 amino acids. NCBI's taxonomy places the organism in Eukaryota, Fungi, Ascomycota, Sordariomycetes, Xylariales, Hypoxylaceae.
CCAUUCUUAACAGCCCGAAUCUCGUUCAGAUUCAAUCCUCGAUCUUUCUCACCGUCAACAUCUUCCAAAACUAGAAGAGCCAUUUUCUUAGGCGCAUUUUGUCAUCGCCCAACACAAGUGUUCUUUUUUCGCCGUCGCCCUGUUUAGAAGGAUUUUGACUUGAUUGACUCUAUUCUAGGUAUACACAGUACUGUGACGCCCGCUAUCUACCUAGAUCCAUUCCCCGUCCAUUUCCCGUCCAUUUCUCACAUUUCCAUCACUAUCCUCUGCACCAGCAAAAGCAAAAUCAUUUGCCCUGAUCGGUUCCGACCGCAGUUCAGGUUUUAAUAGGCCAAGACGCAGAUCGCGUUUGGAUACAUAUGAUGCAAUAGCCAGCCAUUGUAGCCAUCGUCUUCCUUUCACUUUUACUUUCACUUCAUACAAGUAUCACCCACAGGACCCUACUUUUCUCACGGUAAGGUUAGGAUUACUGUCGUGAUGACGAGAGAACGGAAAAAAGUCCCGGCGUCCAAUCGUGGCGUACGGGCUCUAACUCGUCGUGCGAAGAUGGAAAAAGCCCAUCAGACACAACAGCAACAUGAUGAUACGUGGAGAAACUUAAACCCUCACAAGGAGCCGCCCAGAAUGAAACACAAGACAACCUUUGAAUUGGUCGAGAACUCUGACAAGAAGAAGAAACUUGAAUUUGAGAUUACCACCGAUCGAAACCCUCCCCCAGGUUUCGAAUUUGUCCCUCUAGGACAUCCAGCACUAUCUCACACAUGUAAAGAGAUGUCCAGAGAACAGGAUGCCAUGAUUUUUAUUGUCUCUACCCGCGAAAAUCCUGAUGCCCUAGAACACCACAUGAAUCGAGUUGGUUACCAUUAUCGACAAAGAAUCGUCGAACAAGCUCGCGAGAAGUUGGUAGCUAUUGGAAAGUCUUUCAACGCCCCCAAACUUCACAAGCCUGGCGAACCGGAACCGAUCCCUCGAAAUCAAGCGGAAAUCGAUGCUCAAGCUGAUAAUGUCAUAAGAGACCUUUUCCCAAGAAUCCCUCAUACGGAUCGACGCGAAAUCAUCCAACAUGCCUUUCGAAAAGAUGGUAAAUUCCACGGAGAGUCUAGAGUUGGCAUGGUUAAAGAGCUGACAUUAGCACGUCGUGUUCAACUUGCUGCACUUGCUCACAUUAGGCACACACAUACUCGCUAUGAUGAGCUAUUAAAGGAGACUAGUUGGGCUAACGCUCGAAAAGCUGUAGAAAAGCCGUGUCUAGACAUCAUCGUCAAGUGGCGAGGAGACGAAGAAACCGGUCGCGACCAGCUAGAUGAGAUCCUUCGUGAAGUCAUUGAGAUCACUGACACCGAAGAGUCCGAGGAUGAAAGUCCAACUGCAGAACCUACUCCGGCGCCCCGUGCUAGCGCGAUGCCCACUGGAGUAUUGCCGAGGUACACAGCAGAACUAACACAAAUGAUGCCAGCUGAUCACCAGUCGCCUGCUCAGGCUCGAAGACAUGAUCUAUCCGUUCCAGGUGCCCCUACGUCAUCCAAACAGAAGGCUCUUGCAAGAGCUGAGAAGAGGAGCGCUCGAAAGACGCAGCGCUUUAGGAGAUACGCUGCUGCCGCCGAGGCUCUUGCAGGCACAGCUGGUCGAAGAAGCCAUGGCGAUGAUGCGACUGUGGCUUCGGCUCCCUUCUCUACCGUUCCAGUGGAUUUAACUCGGAGUCCCCGUUCCGUUCAAAUGCUUGAUCACAGCCGUGAGCCAACAGUGGCGGCGCACGGUACUCCCAAUGUGGAGCACGUACCUCGUCAUUUUGAAUUGCGAUCAGAUCUGCAGCGUUUGAAUGCAGGUCCUCGAAGAGAGAGGGUACCCACAAUUCCUCACGAUUAUCCUGAGGCCAAUAUGCAAGCCUCGCCUCAACGAGCGUAUAACCCGGAAAGUUAUAGACCCAAAGUUGGGCACGUACCAAACUACGACCGCCCGCAGACUGGACACUCGAUGGUAAGACAUGGAUUACAGGACAUGUUAUUACAGUCUAUUGAGCCCGCAUCUCCGCUCGCUCCCCGGCAAUCAGAUGAGGUUCCUCGUACCUCAUACGGUUCGCCUCAGCGCUUUGUAGAUGCGCCUCGUAUCGUCCCUCGCGCGGUUCAUGAACAUGUGGACUCUAUUCCACGCCCUUGGUCACCUGCGGUCAUGAGUAAUGGUAAUGAAUUGAUAGCAGAACGCCAUCGCCGCGGCAACUAUCCGCCUGAGCAUGCUGAUGCAUAUACCGGUCCACCGUUUUUUAAGAUUAACCGCCAGGAUCGUGGUGAGGAUCAUCGACAGAUGCCUGCUGAAUAUCUUCCGGACAGGCAGGUAUCGUUCAGGCCCAUUGAUGGAGGUUUGCCCCACAACCCGCCAGUUCAUAGUCAGGGGAUGACACACUACGGUGGUGAUACCUCCACUAGAACCCGGGCAAAUCCGAUUAUUAUUGAUGAUGAUGCGCAAUACCGACAUCGUCCAGUAGUUGAGGUGCGACGACACCCUGGCGGAGAGUACCAUGCUCCUCCCUUAAGGCAGGCAGAGGCAAUCCCUCAUCCUCCUAUUCGAAGAGAUACCCGCGUCCAAAAUGACCCCCAAGUCGUAUAUAUUGACACGCCCACCACUCAGCCAAGAAACGCAUUUGACUAUCGUGGCUCGGCUCACCUUCCCAGUCAUAGGUUCAAUCCGUAUCAAAAGCCAGACGCCCAUAGAGUGCCAGCCCCAGGACCACGACAUACAAUUAACGCGCCUGUGGGUUAUGAACCUAGUCAUCACAGAGAACCAAUGCAUAACCAGCACCAGGUUUUUGCGCGGGUAAGAUCGCCUGUGAACAUGUUUCGAGAAACACGGGCUGAGAUGCGGGCUGCCCCUCUGGGGCUAGACCGACCUGAUGUGCGCUACGCAAGCACUUCACACCACUACCAAGAACGUCCGGACUUCGCGCCUCUACCAAACAUGCAACAAGAUCGACGAGACGUUCGAUACUAUAGAAUAGAUGAGCAUCGUGAGGUUGCGCACCCCCAGGGGGAACAUGGACCCAACUACCAACCUCCUCUUAUCCCCCCUCCACCCGCGGAACAUUACAUGGAGCAUUACGAGUCUCCACUCCGACAACAUGUUCCUGAACGCCGUAUGGUCUUCGUAGGCCGUUAGUCCUAUAUAUAAUAGGCAUUAAAGAAUUGUAAAUCGACAACGAAUCUCCUUGGUCUUAUUAAUGAGAUGGAUCGAUAGAUGGACAUGGGGCAGCAUUAAGGAAAAACUGGCAUCGGCAUGAUUUGGACCAAAUCACAUUUGAGAUACCCUUUGGCUUUGAUGGUUUUCCCCAGCAUCACCGCAUUGCCAGGCGUUAUUGGCGUUUGCAUUAGAACAGAAGGCACAUAAUCGGUGGAUGGUCUAGAAGGCUAGGAGUUGAAGGAUUGCAUUUGCAUCUUUGGUUUGCAAAAGCCAACAUUAACAUACCUUGCCCACCACCAACAAACCCCUUUGAUUUAGAACCAUCGGCAAUAUGACAAUACCAGAAGGGUAUCAAGAUGGAGUCUAGAGACAAACUGAAUAAUAAACAUUUGCAUAUAAA